AUGGCAGCCGAUCCAUUCAGCAUGGAUGAGACGACAACAGCGAAGACGACCGAGAAGCUAUUGGUGGCUCCUGUUGUGACAUUCACUAUUACCCCACCCGCUCCUGCUAGUCAACCGACGACUCAGACUUCCGCAUUUGUGACAGAGAUUACAGAGGAGCAAUCAACAAUGUCUCCAUCAAUUCCCGUCAUCUCGCCCACACUUGAGGGUAGAGUUCUGAAGGAGAAGGAAGAACAAAACGUCCCUGUGCGUGCAACAACAACUGAAGCUUCACCUCUUGCACAAACAACUGAACUACCCAGUAUCAUCACUGUUUCUACGGAAAACGAAGAAGAAGUUAGAACCACCACAGAAACAGCAACUGCUGCAACACGGGCAGACUUUGAAUCAGAGGAAACACCUGACGUAUCCGCGGCUAUUGAUAUACGAGAUCACCAAAAUACCACUGUCAAAGAACCUACAACCUCUGAGCUACCUCCUACUACGACUAGGGCAGCCUCGACAACUGCUAGCACUGACUUGUCUACCACAACGAUUGAUGAAGAUGCUGAACCGUUUGAUCUUGAGAAGCUUUCCGGUGUUUUCGAACAGGACGGCUCCUUCAUUCCCGAUCAUCUGGUCAAUCAGCCAUCAGUUGAACCAGUCUUCCCAAGAGUCGAGCUGCCAGAGGAGAGCACCGAGUUAAUUGGUGGUGAUCAGCGGGCAAAGCAGGUAAAAACAUCGUAG
This is a messenger RNA of Strongylus vulgaris, 726 nucleotides long. The record is from the annotation of a GenBank genome assembly. Lineage: Eukaryota; Metazoa; Nematoda; Chromadorea; Rhabditida; Strongylidae.